Messenger RNA from Pelodiscus sinensis (Chinese soft-shelled turtle), 893 nucleotides. The record is from RefSeq and is a predicted model, not a curated record. NCBI's taxonomy places the organism in Eukaryota, Metazoa, Chordata, Testudines, Trionychidae.
GCAAGCUGGGAGCUGCAGACAUGGAGACAGGCCGCAGAAAACAGCCUGGGAUCUGCAGGGAGGGGACAUUGAGACCAUCUUUUUGGUUGGGGAACGAGACUUUGAAAGUGCCAAUAGCACUCUUUGCUUUGAAUAGAAAACGGCUGUGUGAUCGAUUAAGGGGGAAUAAAGACGUCCCAAAGAAUGCUAUUGUUUUGCUGCAGGGUGGCGAGGAAACCCAAAGAUACUGCACUGACACUGGCAUUCUCUUUCGCCAGGAAUCUUAUUUUCAUUGGACUUUUGGAGUAACUGAACCAGAAUGCUAUGGAGCACUUGAGGUUGAUACAGGAAAAUCCAUUCUCUUUAUCCCGAAACUCCCUGAAAGCUAUGCAGUUUGGAUGGGAAAGAUUCAUCCUCCUGAAUAUUUCAGGAAGAAAUAUGCUCUGGAUGAAAUACACUAUACAAAUGAGAUAACCAGUGUCUUGGCUCCAAAGAAACCCUCCGUUCUUCUUACAUUGCGUGGUCUUAAUACUGAUAGUGGACACAUCUGCAGGGAAGCUUCAUUUGAUGGAAUCAGCCAAUUUAACGUGAACAAUCAAAUUCUUCAUCCUGAAAUUGCAGAAUGUCGUGUGUUUAAAACAGACAUGGAGUUGGAAGUUCUACGAUACACCAAUAAAAUAUCCAGUGAAGCUCAUAAAGAGGUAAUGAAGGCAGUAAAAGUGGGUAUGAAAGAAUAUGAGAUGGAGAGCCUGUUUCAACAUUAUUGCUAUACUCGUGGUGGCAUGCGCCAUACUUCUUACACUUGUAUCUGUGGCAGUGGCAACAACUCCUCUGUUUUGCACUAUGGACAUGCUGGAGCCCCAAAUGACAAGACUAUUGAUGAUGGAGACUUGUGGUAAGUUAAAGGAUUUUUG